Conger conger (European conger) is the source of this 1022-nucleotide messenger RNA. RefSeq names its product histone H2B 3. Gene Ontology annotation, molecular function: structural constituent of chromatin; DNA binding; protein heterodimerization activity. Lineage: Eukaryota; Metazoa; Chordata; Actinopteri; Anguilliformes; Congridae. Gene Ontology annotation, cellular component: nucleosome. The record is from RefSeq and is a predicted model, not a curated record. The coding region runs from base 73 to 453 and encodes 126 amino acids. The transcript has a single exon.
CGGUGUCGUAAGAGUGAUUACGGGUGACAGGCAAAUUGUUGUGGCAUACAAAGAUACACAAUCAAGAGAAAAAUGCCGGAGCCUGCUAAGUCUGCCCCCGCCCCGAAAAAGGGAUCAAAAAAAGCGGUCACAAAGACCCAGAAGAAAGGAGACAAAAAACGGCGCAAAACUAGGAAAGAAAGCUAUGCGAUUUACGUGUAUAAAGUGUUAAAACAGGUCCACCCGGACACCGGCAUCUCCUCCAAAGCAAUGGGCAUCAUGAACUCGUUUGUCAAUGACAUUUUCGAGCGUAUCGCAGGCGAAGCUUCUCGCUUAGCCCAUUACAACAAGCGCUCAACCAUCACGUCACGCGAGAUCCAGACCGCUGUGCGACUGCUGCUGCCUGGAGAGUUGGCCAAGCAUGCCGUGUCUGAGGGUACCAAGGCUGUAACCAAGUACACCAGCUCCAAGUGAACUGACCGUCCAUACGAUGUCAUCGAGAAGCCGAUGGUUGACCCAUCCGCCCAAUGGCGGAGAAGGAUGGCUAUCUUACCCACGUACUUGUUACUGAGAACGCUACUGGAAAACAUUACGCAAGCCUUGUUUCGCUCACUAAGUAUGAAUGAACUCUCCUUGUUGCGGCUAUUUGCUUGCUGAGUAGAUGUGCACUGCUUUUGCUCAUUAUGCGUCCAAAUUCCGUUAAUUUAAGACAUGCCGCCUUUAACUGUGACGUUCAUCAUUGCAUGUACGUGUAUGGUUGCAGAUGCGAGAGCAAUCUGAGCUGUUGGUCCCUCGAAGGAAAUUUGAUAGGCUUAUAUAGCCUAGGGCAUUUAAUUUCCCCAGUUUUUGCCUUCAUCCUCCGAAGGACUUGCCCAUUUUGAAGGUUUCCCCUCAAAUGGUGUAAAAUGCUGACGGCAAUGUCAAUAUCGUUGUUUAAUGUGCCGUUAAAUAUUGUAUGUAUAUAAACUCAUGUCUUAACUCCUGAGAUGUUUUUAUUUUUCGCUACUGUGUAAUAAAAUCUACCUUGAUUUAAAAUUCUAAAA